Caenorhabditis auriculariae is the source of this 1160-nucleotide messenger RNA. Lineage: Eukaryota; Metazoa; Nematoda; Chromadorea; Rhabditida; Rhabditidae. The record is from the annotation of a GenBank genome assembly.
AUGGCGACAUGUGAUGGUGUUGUGGGAUCUCGCUUGCUCCAAGCGAUCGACAUGGGUCGCCGAGGCACCAUGCCGACCUCUGAGAGGCCACAGACGCUAGAGGUGGGCGGAGCACGAUCUUCGAGGUCGUGCCGUCGCUUGGCUCCGUCAGUAGCAACAGUUUGCUCCAUCGCAGAAUGUGGUCUCCUGUUCUGUCGCUUGCCCUGCUCGCCUUCGUCUGCCACUCAGCCUUGGCUGCCCAGACUCUGCCUGACAAGUUCUACGGCAACUUCGUCCUCGACCACUCCGAGAACUUCGAUGAGUAUCUCACUGCCAAAGGUGUGUUUUCUGUUUCAAACUAUCGCUGGUUAUAAAACUUUUUUUCCUGUUAGAAUGGGACAGAGUUCUAAACGGGACUAUCAAGAACUUAUUUGACGAAAGAUUCAAGCUCUCGAAAAAAUCCGAAGCGCUAAUAUCCUCCAUUCAACGCCAUCUAAGAAAUGAUUCUACAUUUUUCGAUUUUUCUAAGCUUUGCUGUGUACCUCAAGCCAGCGGUGUAUAAAGUAUGACCUCUUCUUAUUAGAAUAACAGCCGUCUGGUCUGCUUGUUCUUGAUGUCUUCUUGGUCGACCUUUUCUAUAAAUAGGCUCACAAUGUAUGAACAUUGAAGAAAAGCCCAAAAAAAACGCGUUGUUUUAUGAUAAUAAAAAUUCCUGCUCUGCCACAAUGGAAAUUUUUCAAGGCUACUCAUGGCUAACUCGGAAAAUCGUCACUUUCGCCACCUUCAAGAAGCAGUUCAAGAAGACGUCUGACCCCAAGAAGUUCGACUACGCCAACCUCACCUCAAAGAAGGACGUCCACUACAAGGACAUCUCUCUCGAAACUCCCUUCGUCGGCGAAGGACUCGACGGAAAGCAGCACGAGGUAAUUCCAAAGGUUUUUUCUUUGAUAAAACUUCGGUUCAGGUCACCUUCUCUUUGAAAAACGGCCAUCUUUUCGAACACCACAAGCCCAAGGAGGAGGGCGGCGAGGCCAAAGAAGAAACCUACGAGUACCUUUUCGAAGGAGACUUCCUCCUUGUGGUAAAUUUGAUACAAAAAAACUUUGGAAAAAUUUUGAAAAUUUCAGCGCAUGACCUACAACAACGUCGAAGGACGCCGUUACUACAAGCGCGAGAACUAA